This is a messenger RNA of Phytomonas sp. Hart1, 1251 nucleotides long. NCBI's taxonomy places the organism in Eukaryota, Euglenozoa, Kinetoplastea, Trypanosomatida, Trypanosomatidae. The record is from the annotation of a GenBank genome assembly.
AUGCGCGCAGGCCACCGGCUCUUCGUGGAGCCCCUGCUCGGGGCCCUGCCGCCGCCGCUCCCCGCCCCCACGGGGGUGCUUUACGUGGUGGACUCACAGCCCCAUGCGCGGCCCGGGCUCAACAUCGGGGCCUGGUUUGGCUGCCUCUGCGAUGCGCAGCGGGUGACGUGCAUGGAGCGGUGGUGCGUGGCGGCGGCGAGGCUGCUGUGGAAGGUUCAGCUCGCGCACGAAGCCUUCCCCUACGCCGCCACGGAAGCCGACAAGGCGGCCCACAUCGUGGCGCUUAGUUCGGCCUGGGCGGAGGGCGGCCCUGGGUCCGUCGCGGACUCGCCUGCCUGGUUGUCCUCGCUCCCAAAGGACCUACUACAUGUCGUAAGCGGGCCGUUGAGUGCCACAGGGAUUGCGCAGAGCCACGCCAUCGUUUUGCAUGAGAGCAACAUGGGUUCCUCCGACCUCGCAUCACUUUCGAGGGACGAUACGAAAAUUCGCCACGCGUCAAUUUCCUAUAACGGCCUCAUACCACGCCUCGUUGGUGACUUGCAUAUUAUAGAUGAAUGCAACAGAGAAACGGGAGCAGGGGAUCCUGAGGAGGCUCUUCGGCGGAAUUUGGCUGACAUGUAUACCCACCGAGCGACACUUCUUCACACCGUGGCGCUCCCCUCUUAUGGCGAUGAAGAUAAGGAUAGCUUUUACAAGUUGUUUUAUGCAAAAUUACACAACAACCCAACUAUGUCUCUAGCUGCUGCGCUACGCGAGACGAAUCUCGAGCGUAUACAACGCCAGAAUGCGCCUUGGCUAGGGAUUGAGCAUGUUUUGUUUGAUUACGGCGGUCCACUCGAGUCGUGGAGUACCGCUGUUCAUCAAAGCACCAGCCGGCAGUACGUCGAGUAUCACAACAUCAAUAGUAUAUACGAAAGGAUGUUAAGCUGCCUCGUGGCGACGCGGCCAUCUGGUGAGGCGGCGGUUCUGGACCAACUUAUCCAUUAUGUGGAAAGCUCACAAAUAGAGCUUGAGGGUAGUGAAAAGACCAGCAACUCUGCCGCCGGUCCCAAGGUUGCCGUAGAGUUAUCUAACCCCAAAGCUCAAAUCCGCAACUAUCCUGAGUUAAGGCAAGUUCUUCCAGUAGAACCUAAGCCGAGCGCAGCUGCUGUGAGGGUGACUAAGUCAAAGGCUUAUUUUGUGCCAGAGCCGCCUAUGCGAACAAAGCCGAAGAGUGACCGCAGGAAUGGUCGCCGAGACAAGAAAAAGUAG